AUGUCUUCGAGCUCGAUAGAGCCGCAGCAAGAAUCACAUCAGCGCAUCGGCUACGAUACCAGUGCCCGGAAAUGGGCUGGUCAAGGCAUCGCGGUAAUCAGUGACAGAAGUGGCCAGGUGCUCCUUUCCGUCCCAAUCCAGUUCCUUAGUCAAGGAUUGGUCAACAAUUUCGGUUUUGUGCUUCAGAGCAUUCACAUGUCCUACGAUGUGAAAGACGGCCAAAUUCGCAGCGAUCAAGGUGUCGAAUAUUACAAGGAGCCUGCCUCGCCAUCUCUGUAUUGCGAUCCGGAUGGACCGCUAACAAAACCUACUACUUCUCCACAUCUUCGCGACACAGAGAUUGUCUGUUGCAGGCCACGCAUCGGACCCCGUUUCAAGUUCAUGUCGAGACCUCCUCACGCUGGCGAUGAUCUGGCAAGCACGAUGAGCGAUUCUAAACGAUCCUCUGCAAAUCAGUAUUACACCGAAGUCUUGGGAGACGCGCCUACUUCCUUGUUCCAAACUCAGUUCGGAAUUCUACUACGAGACGACAUUCAUCAUGCUUUCGACAGAGGGCAUAUCGCUCUAUAUCCUUUGAUGAAUGCGGAGAACGAGCUCGUGGUUCACAUCUUCUAUCCUGAAACACAAUCUCAGAAGGAGUUUCAUGGAAAGAUUUUACGCCCAAUGUGUGAUCAAGUGCUUAAGAGGUUGGUCUGCUUUCUGAUGUGCGCCGCUUUCGCAUCCACUUGCCUUCACCAACUAAGCGAAUCCGACCUGUUCGUAAACCCUGAUCCCAUUGCUUCUGCCUCUCGACAAGCGAUCACGUUCCCGUCCAGAGCGCAGCGCAUCGCCCGAGAUGAGCCACCGGAAACGCUAGAAAAGGCCGGAAGGGGAGCAGAUCUCGAGACCAAUGGUGAAAUGUAG
Molecule: messenger RNA, 903 nt
Organism: Mycosarcoma maydis (corn smut)
Lineage: Eukaryota; Fungi; Basidiomycota; Ustilaginomycetes; Ustilaginales
Exons: 5
Coding region: 1-903 (300 amino acids)
Source: RefSeq, a predicted model, not a curated record